Spodoptera frugiperda (fall armyworm) is the source of this 2647-nucleotide messenger RNA. It is a transcript of the gene Septin2, whose product is annotated as septin-2. The transcript has 9 exons. The record is from RefSeq and is a predicted model, not a curated record. Gene Ontology annotation, molecular function: GTPase activity; GTP binding; molecular adaptor activity. The coding region runs from base 124 to 1383 and encodes 419 amino acids. NCBI's taxonomy places the organism in Eukaryota, Metazoa, Arthropoda, Insecta, Lepidoptera, Noctuidae. Gene Ontology annotation, biological process: cytoskeleton-dependent cytokinesis. Gene Ontology annotation, cellular component: septin ring; microtubule cytoskeleton; cell division site.
UUAAAUACAAACAGCAAAAUUAAGUUCACAGUGAAGUUAGUUACAGUUACAAAACGCAGUAAGUAGGUGUUUGAAGUAAAGCCACUUUUAUGUCACUUCGUUAGAAUCAGUCAAAAAGUAAACAUGGCGGCGAUCGACGUUGAGCCUCAAAAAAUGGAGGCGCUGAUGCGCACCCUGAAGCUGUCGGGGCACGUCGGUUUCGACAGCCUGCCUGACCAGCUGGUGAACAAGAGCGUGCAGAAUGGAUUCGUAUUCAACAUCCUGUGCAUAGGUGAGACAGGGCUCGGUAAGUCAACCCUGAUGGACUCCCUGUUCAACACCAACUUUGAGUCAGUCCCGAGUCCCCACAACUUGCCUACAGUGAAGCUGAAGGCACACACUUAUGAGCUGCAGGAGAGUAGCGUUAGACUAAAGCUGACCAUCUGUGACACAGUGGGUUACGGAGACCAAGUGAACAAGGAGGAUAGUUUCAAAGCCGUGGUAGACUACAUUGAUGCGCAGUUCGAGGCCUACCUACAGGAGGAACUGAAGAUCAAACGAGCCCUGCCCCAAUACCAUGACAGCAGGCUGCAUGUCUGUCUGUACUUCAUCUGUCCUACCGGACAUGGCCUCAAGUCCAUAGACUUGGUGUGCAUGAAGAAGUUGGACACGAAGGUGAACAUCAUCCCCAUCAUCGCCAAGGCUGACACCAUCUCCAAGACAGAGCUGCAGAAGUUCAAGUCUAAAAUAAUGCAAGAACUGCAGGCGAACUCUGUGGAGAUCUACCAGUUCCCAGUGGAUGAUGAGUCGGUGACGGAGGUGAACAGCGUGAUGAACUCUCACAUUCCCUUCGCAGUGGUCGGCUCCACUGACUUCGUCAAGAUCGGGAACAAGACCGUGCGCGCCAGGCAAUACCCUUGGGGUACUGUGCAGGUGGAGAACGAGUCCCACUGCGACUUCGUGAAGCUGCGCGAGAUGUUGAUCCGCACGAACAUGGAGGACCUGCGCGAGAAGACGCACGCGCGCCACUACGAGCUCUACCGCCGCCGCCGCCUGCAGCAGAUGGGCUUCACGGACGUCGACGCAGACAACAAACCCGUCUCGUUCCAGCAAACGUUCGAGCAGAAGCGCAGCGCCCACCUCGCGGAGCUGCAGCAGAAGGAGGACGAGAUGCGGCAGAUGUUCGUGCAGAGGGUCAAGGAGAAGGAGGCCGAGCUCAAGGAGGCUGAGAAAGAGUUGCACGCGAAAUUCGACAAAUUGAAGAAGGAUCACACGGACGAGAAGAAGCGGCUGGAGGAGCUGCGCAAGAAGAUCGAGGACGACACCAUCGAGUUCAACCGGCGCAAGCAGCAGACUGCGCAGUCGCACCACACGCUCACACUCGGCAAGAGCAAGAAGAAGUAACGUGGGACACAUCGCCACAUGUAACGUAACACGCAACAUACACAUGCAACUUUCAGCAGACGACUUCUUUUUAUCUUUCUAUGCUGAGAGUCCAAAUUCUCUCGCAUGCGUCGUCCGCUCCAUAUUACCGUAAUACUACAAUAAGUUUUCAAGAUAACAACUAUAUCAGUAGUUUAUUGAUCGUGUGACAACUGAGUGCAGGUUUUUACAUUUUAUCGCGUGAGUAAAUAGUUAUAAUUUACAAGUCUCGAUGUAAGUUUUUACAAUUUACAUUUUCAAUCAAUAAUAUGAUAGAACAAAUCUAUUUCAUUCAUGUUUAAACGUAAAAUCGUACGUAAAUCAUAUAUCUCGCUUUGAUUUAGUUUUUAUUUUGUCACAUUUUUCUUAUCUCUUCCUUUGUUUAUUUAUGCUUUUAUCUGAAACUUGUAUAGAAUUAUUGUGAAGCGCAAAUUAGAAAUCCUAUUCGAAACGUUUGCUUCGCGUUUUUAAGUCAAAAUGAAUAUGCAAAUAUUGAUGAGUGUACUGGUAGUGUCAAAACGGACAUUUUAAAUCAAAUCCUAAUCGAUUCAUGACACAUCAGUGAUUGUAUUAUAUCUAAGUGUAAUUGGCCAAAUGAUUUAAUCAAGUAUGCGGAGUGACUUUACCAAAUGUAUUAAAUGAGAUAACUAAGCAUUAUUUUAUUUACAAGAUGUAGUUGUAGGGAGGGGUACUCGAGAAUGUGUUUAUGGGCGUCUCACAUCGGCGCUUGUCGUUGGACAAGUGUCAGUAGAGUAUGUGCGACCUGGCCCGUAACUCCCGCUGCAUGCUCGAGUACCCCAGUAUGCGUAGUCCUUAGUUUUAUAUGAUUGUAAUAAACAUAGUUAUGUUUAUCAUAGUUUAUUAUGUACUGACAUAACAUCGCGUGUAAUAAAAUUGCCUAUUUACCGUAGUGACUAAGGAAAUAGCUAGACGUAAUAAAUUAUAAUAUUUACUAUUGCCUGUAAACGAUUCGCACGCACUUGACUUUACUUAGAUUUUACAAUAAAAAGUUAAUUGGAUAUCGACAACAACGCUUUACUAACUGUACUUUGAAGGAGCGUGAUUGUAAUAGCUCUCUAGUGUUUGGAACUAAGUAAAACUAUGCGAGUUGCAAUAGGCGGAUAUAAUUAUGAACUAUUCUCAUAGCAUUUAUUCAGUCAUUCCUACUUUAAAUUAAUUUUAUACUUAAUUUUGAAUUAUUUUGUAUUACCUGAUUAAGGUAUUUAAUAAAUAAAUAUUAAAAUGA